Messenger RNA from Cuscuta epithymum, 1589 nucleotides. NCBI's taxonomy places the organism in Eukaryota, Viridiplantae, Streptophyta, Magnoliopsida, Solanales, Convolvulaceae. The record is from the annotation of a GenBank genome assembly.
CUCCUCGUGAGUUGGAUAAAGCGGAGAUGCGGAGUAAUAAUAGAACAUGUAUGGAGGCCUAAUUUUUCACGCGUUAAUCUAGCUGCUCUCCCUGGAACCGUUCUCGUGAAUCUUUUCCACCGAAGCAUAGCUUGAAAUGGUUGAUUUGUGUAAUUUGGAAGUGCAGGAUUUUGGCAGAGCAUUAGUGGAUCCCUGUUCAAUUAAAACACUUGAAUUAGAGCCCAGAAACUCCAAAAACGAGUUAAGGAGUCGCGAUGUUUACUGUUCAUGCCAAAGACGAUUUCCGGUUAGUGUUUUGAAUCGAACGAUUGUUUCUGGAUUCCAAGAGCGGUUUGGGGUGCACCAUCUUCGGUCGCAUCUACCCAACCCUUUGCCGGAGGACAUGGUCAUCGGGAAGCCUCAAACCACUGGUAUAGAUUGGGAGGUUUUACUGUUCACCAUUGGUUUGCAGAUUUAAUUUGCUUCGUCUCCAUAUGGCCGGAAAAUAAAAAACAAUGUGAAGAGCGUGAUAAGAAGAAAAUAAAAUAGGGAAGAAGAUGAGAUGGGAAAAGAGUUGAUGUUCUUGAAGAUUAGGAAAGAGAAAUGUAAAGUGGGAUAGGGUUGAUUAAAAAAUGGCAGGUGUGAAUUAGGUAGGAGAAACAAAUGAGUUUUGAGCAGGGAUAUUAAAGUCAUUAUAGGUAUUUCUUUUUACCAAAAAGAGUAAUGUUGCAAUUAUUUUGAAACUUUCCAAAAAGGAAAGUGUUGCAACUAAAAAAGAACGGAGGGAGUAUUAUUGUUACUACUAUUACUACUACUAAUAUUAUUUUAUUUUUUAUUUUUUUAAUAACGGUUCCUUAACGGUUCCAUGCACAUAUUUUUUAUAGGAACCGGGAACCGAACCGUUAUAACCCGCUUCAGUUCGGUUCCUACAAAUGAGACAUUAAUUGUUAACGGUGCGGUUCCUAGAUGUUGUUAACGGUUCGGUUCCAAUCGGUUCCACGGUUUUCUGUUCCAAAAUCUCACCCCCUAGAUGUAGAUGUGACAUAGUGAUGUAGCAUAUUCUCUUCUCGUUUAUAUGUUUUUAUGUAUUGUAUAUGGUACUUGCAACUUGAAAUGAAUAUUUGAUUCUAUGUGGCUCUUUAUUUACUAAAACAAACUAUAUUUCCGUUGAACAAUAUAUGCUUGUAAUUUGUGGAACAUCUCUAAACAUAAGAGGUUCCAAAUAUUUUUAUGUCCUUAGUUAAUGAUUGUGAACCGCCAUAUUGUUUUCCUAAAAUAAUAAUGCACAUUUCUUUGUUAUUUCUGUUUCUUUUUGUCCAAACUAUUAGCACGUUGACAAGAGGUUUUGACAUUCAUAUUACUAAGAAUUGAAGUAAUAUACAGAAAGGAGAGAGGAGAUCAAGUGCAAGAAGGGAGCGGGAGAGUCUCGGUAUAUUAAGGGCAUUUCCAAUCCAUUUAGUAGGAUUUGAUCUCUUUUUGUCCAACUUAAGACUUGAUCCUGUUUUUAUCUAGUCAAAAGUUUAUGAUAUUGUUUCUGCCAUUAAUCCUUUUCACAAUCAAUGUAAAGUAUACAAAUUUCAAAUGCUUAAUUUUAAGUAUUUUCAUGUCCA